GGGGCGACAGGCGCUCGCGGCCGCGAAGAGGCGCGAGCACGCGGAGAGUUGUUGCGAAAACGCCGCCGACGGAUCGGGGAACGCUGUCGAUGCGAAACUAUGCCAUGCGUGAGAGGGAUUUUUUGAGGAGUGGAUAGUGUCGGUAGACGCUCGUGGGAUGCGGGGACGAGCACCGGAAGGCCACGGUAGAUGCGAGGAGUCGGGGAAACGUCGCCGGCGCGAUGGGGAGCGAGGGCGCGUUUCCGGCGCAAGUGAGAUGCUCGCGAAGGCAUGGAAUGGAGGCACCCACGCACCUCCCUAUCCGGACUCUGCGGGAACGGCGUCGUGAUAGGGGGACCAUACCGCACGCGCUUUCACCCCCAUUCAAGUUGUCCCCACGUCUGGAGAAGGGGGAGACUAUGCUGGCGCGCACGCACCCUCACGCCGGAUGCCCCCGCCUCCCCGCUCUCACGCCGGCCGUCCCCACGCCCUCGUCACGAACGCCGUCUUCACGACAGGGAAGACUAUGCCCCCCGCUUACCCGCCCCCACGAACGAAGGAGGGGGAGACUAUGCCGGUAUGCGGCGCGGCGCGUCGUUAACCCUAAUCCCGCUCUCGCGCUUUCUGACGUGGGAGGUGUACAACGAGUUGAGCCAGAUGUUAGCAACCUGUAAGCGAUGUCCUCGACCCUCCCACCCUCCCCCUUCGACGUGGGGGCGACGAACAAGGUUUUCGACGACGACGUCUUCAGGCGCCCUCUUUCGCGCCGCCCACCCCAUGCGCCCCCUUCCGCGCCAUCCGAGCCCAUCGCACCUUACCACGCCCCACCCACAUCGGCCAAGAUGUGCUUCGUCAAGACGAGCACUUUACAUCAUCUCCAGUGAGUCUCCCGCCUAUCGCCUCUUCCGUCCCCCACAUCUCUCCUUCUCGUCUUGUUCUAUACCUCCUUCCCCCCUCCCCCCUUCCUCCUUCUUCCUCUUUGCUCAUUAGCUAUCUUUCGCAUCCCCUCCUUCGCGUCCCUCCCCUCCUCAUUUCCCUUCCCCUUCCAUUUCGCUUCGCCCCUCCCCUUCGCCUCGCCUCGCCCCCUCCCACCCCCUUCCUUUUGUUCUACCCCCUCGCCUUCGCGUCGCUCCUUCCUUCCCCGCUCCCCUUCGCCUCCCCCCAUUCCCUUCGCCUCCCCUUCAUUCCCA
This is a messenger RNA of Schizophyllum commune H4-8, 1169 nucleotides long. RefSeq lists its product as uncharacterized. The record is from RefSeq and is a predicted model, not a curated record. NCBI's taxonomy places the organism in Eukaryota, Fungi, Basidiomycota, Agaricomycetes, Agaricales, Schizophyllaceae. The coding region runs from base 271 to 969 and encodes 232 amino acids. The transcript is spliced from 3 exons.